CUCCCACAUCCCCCUAUCCUCCCCUCUCUCCCUUCUCCCCGUACUCCCUCUUCCCCCAAACCACCCACCACCGCCUUCCAACCCCGUCCCCGUCCCGUUCAGUCUCACCCUCCUCCUUCACCCCCUUCUCCCCCCUCGCCCCCUUCGCACGUCUACCCAGAACCCAUGUCCCUGUAUACGAUCACACCCGCACUAUGGCAGUCCAUAACCCACUACGCAACCUUUCCCCAAACCGGCGUCUCGCUGCAGCAGAUGAUCCUCUUUGGGGAAAAACACUCACAGGGAACUUUACUCCAGGCGGCGCAGUUCUUGAGUGAGGAACUCCCCGUUAGGCUUGCGCAUAGGGUUAAGGAACUGGAGGCUCUUCCGGAGGGACUGAGCGAGAUGCCGAGUAUCGUCAAGGUCAAGAACUGGUAUGCCCAGUCAUUCGAGGAACUGAUCAACUUCCCCCCACCGCAACUCACCCCCGAGCUCCGUAAACUCCUCUCAAAACCCACCUCCCCCUUCCCGAGCGCCACCGUCAACCCCGCUCUCUCCUCCUUCUCCUGGUCCCCGCCUCAUGCACAUCAUUCCGCGCACCCGGGCUCUCACGCGAACGGCACCACUGACCCACACAAGAGGCGUAUACCUAUCGAACGCCGGCUUUACUCUUCUCCACCGGAAAACGUCACUUGGCCUCCUUCGGUCAUAGACUACAACCGCCGCUUUACGAAGACGCUCGAAGUGAUCAAGCGGAGGCACGACCCCACGGCCACGACGGUAGCGGCGGGGGUGUUGGAGUGGAAGAAACGGAAGAAGUGGGGAGGGGUCGUCUUGCAUGAGGAGAUUGGGAAGUGGUUGGAUAGGUUUUAUUUGUCUAGGAUCGGCAUCCGGUUCUUGAUUGGCCAGCACAUCGCACUCAACACCCAACCCGUAACGCCCGACCACGUGGGCAUAAUCUGCAAACACGCAAACGUGCAUUCCAUAGUGAGCGAAGCGAUCGAGAACGCGCGAUUUAUCUGCGAGGAACAUUAUGGUUUGUUUAAGGGUCCGGUGGUGGAGCUGAUAUGUGAUGAGGAGCUGACGUUCCCUUAUGUUCCUGGGCAUUUGAACCAUAUCUGCUUUGAGUUGCUUAAAAACUCCCUAAGGGCAACAAUAGAGCGUCACGGUCCCUCCUCCCCCCCCCCAAUAAAGAUAAUCGUCUCCUCCGGCCUAGAAGACAUCACAAUAAAGAUCUCCGAUGAAGGGGGGGGCAUCCCAAGGAGCGCCGUGCCGUGGAUUUGGACGUAUAUGUAUACUACGAUGGAGAACCAGGCGCUGGAUGAGGAUUUUGGGGAGAGUGAUUUUAGGGCUCCGAUGGCGGGGUUUGGGUAUGGGCUGCCGUUGUCUCGCUUGUACGCGCGAUACUUCGGCGGAGACCUCCAAUUGAUCUCACUCGAAGGGUAUGGGACGGACGUGUAUAUCCAUUUGAAUAAGUUGAGUAGUAGUGAGGAGCCGUUGAUGUGAGCCCGAGCCCGAGCCCGUGAGGGCGAGGGCGAGGCGAGGGAGCGAGGGAGGGUGCGCGGAGCGGGCAGGCAGGCGGGGAAGGAAGGUGCUACGAACUAGCCUUGAAGGAAGGGCGGCGAGGGGAUACGAGGACUGUUCUGAAGCCUGAAGCGUUUGGGAGGGACGCAGGGGUGUUGGUUUGUGUUGGGUUGAAAGAGAUGAAACAAGAUAAGGGAGAAGGGAGAAGGGAGGAAAGAACGAGGGACGAAGGAGGGGGGAUAUGGAACGAGGCAUGAUGGUAUGACAACAUGAUGGCAUCGGCGUGUGGAAAAUCGUUAUUCUUGUUUGUUUGUUUGUUGUCUGUUUGUUCGUUUGUAACUUGGAAAUGGGAAAU
Molecule: messenger RNA, 1858 nt
Organism: Dacryopinax primogenitus
Lineage: Eukaryota; Fungi; Basidiomycota; Dacrymycetes; Dacrymycetales; Dacrymycetaceae
Product: alpha-ketoacid dehydrogenase kinase N-terminal domain-containing protein
Exons: 5
Coding region: 166-1485 (439 amino acids)
Biological process (GO): protein phosphorylation; regulation of glucose metabolic process
Cellular component (GO): mitochondrion
Molecular function (GO): pyruvate dehydrogenase (acetyl-transferring) kinase activity
Source: RefSeq, a predicted model, not a curated record